Molecule: messenger RNA, 3889 nt
Organism: Anguilla rostrata (American eel)
Lineage: Eukaryota; Metazoa; Chordata; Actinopteri; Anguilliformes; Anguillidae
Gene: nmbr
Product: neuromedin B receptor
Exons: 3
Coding region: 683-1840 (385 amino acids)
Biological process (GO): G protein-coupled receptor signaling pathway
Cellular component (GO): plasma membrane
Molecular function (GO): neuropeptide receptor activity
Source: RefSeq, a predicted model, not a curated record
ACUGUUUGUUGCUACCCUCUCCUGCUGCGUGUUUUUUCUUCCUUCACCAGUUUUCCGUGAUGACCAAAAGAAUAAGCCGGGGUUUACACUGUUUGUUGCCAGAGACAUUGAGAGGGAAUGUCAAAAUACCUCAACUAACGUCGUUCAUGGAAUCAGGCAAGCAAUUGGAAUAAAGACGAAGCUAAACAAAUUUAUUCGUCAUAAGUAGACUUUCAGAGCAAUUUAAAGUAAAAUAGCAUACAUGCCACUGGCUGGAUAGCUCAAGUGCUUUAAAAAUGUCCCUCUUGAGUCGUGGAAUCCAUGGCAAUUUAAGGAGGACAAUGACCGUUUAUUAAUACAGGGCAACUCGAAUAUACUACAGCCUACCUAAUUUCUACACAAAGUAACACGUGUGAAAUCGGUUUUUAUAGCAUCACCCUUGCGCGUUCUUAGGUGGUUCCUCCUUCUCCGCUAUCUCAUUCAGUAAAAGUCAGCUGCGCUCAAGAGACGUCGCCGAGGUGGGAGAACAUUUCAGUACUUUCUUAAAAGGACAGCGCCGGAGCCUCAGAACUGUUAUGCAGAUCACCAGAACGAGAAUAAACUAGUUUCUCAGCAAGUCACUCGCUUAUGAAACAUAUGCCUUUCGUUUGACAACAGUUACGUGCAGUGUAUUUGAAAUAUUGUAUUGCCAUUCACGGCAUAAAUGGACAUAUUAGAGCACUUGACCAUGGAUAACAUUUUAAAAAACUUAUCUUCGCUGUCUGGAGAUUCAUCUUUCUUUUUUAACUUUACCGACGAUGUGAUACACGACGACAGGGAAACUAUAGAUUUUAUUAUUAGAUAUGUGAUACCCUCCGUGUACAUUCUCAUCAUAACGGUCGGAUUGCUGGGGAAUAUCACUUUGGUGAAAAUAUUCAUCACUAAUAGUGCGAUGAGGAGCGUUCCAAAUAUUUUCAUUUCCAGUUUGGCUGCCGGAGAUCUUUUACUUUUGGUUACUUGUGUUCCAAUAGACGCCUUCAGGUACUUCUUCGAGGAAUGGAUCUUCGGCACCGUGGCGUGUAAGCUUAUUCCUGUGAUUCAGCUGACUUCUGUCGGAGUAUCAGUGUUCACACUAACCGCGCUAAGCGCUGACAGGUAUAAAGCAAUUGUGAACCCCAUGGACAUCCAGACUUCGGGCGCUGUUUUCUGGACCUGCUUGAAGGCCGUGUCCAUAUGGCUAAUCUCCGUGCUGCUGGCUGUCCCGGAGGCUGUCUUCUCCCAGGUAGUCCACAUCCAGGACAAGAAUGUCACCUUUACCGCCUGCGUGCCCUAUCCGCUCUCCAACGAGAUGCACCCCAAGAUCCACUCCGUCAUGAUAUUCCUGGUCUACUUCCUCAUCCCCCUGGGCAUCAUAUCCAUCUACUACUAUCACAUCGCCCGGACGCUGAUCAAAAGUGCCCGCGACAUGCCGGGGGAAAUCAGCGAGCACACAAAAAGACAGAUGGAAACGAGGAAACGGCUGGCGAAGAUCGUCCUGGUUUUCGUGGGCCUCUUCGCGCUGUGCUGGUUCCCCAACCACGUGCUCUACCUGUACCGUUCCUUCAACUACCGCCGGAUCGACUCCUCCCUCUCGCACCUCAUCAUCACCCUCCUGGCCCGCGUGCUCAGCUUCUCCAGCUCCUGCGUCAACCCCUUCGCCCUGUACCUGCUGAGCGAGAGCUUCCGCCGGCACUUCAACAGCCACCUGCACUGCAGGCGCAAGCGCUACCCGGAGCGCACCAUGAGCUACGUGCAGAGCACGUCGGCCGUCCGCAUGACCUCCAUCAAGAAGAACGCAACCCCCCCCGCCGCCAACGGACACAAGCAGGAGGUCUCGCUCUAGGCGGUUUCGCCGACGGACCGGGCCGAGAUUCCGAGAGCGAGGAUACGCUGAGGCCGUAGCGAGCGUCACCCUCCCGUUUGCUUUGGUAUUUCAACCAGUGCAGAGCGGAGUGUGCGCAUCGAUGGAGAUGACUACUUUCUGGACAGUGGCUGCUGAAAUUUCGUGUUUGUCAAAAAAAUUAACGACUCGGCUUAGCCUAGUUAAAUGUAAAUUUCGAGUUACCACAUGUCAAAUCAAUACAAAGCACAUCGAUAUGUUCCCCGGUGCAAAUUGCUGCUUGUUUCCAGCUUGGUGUUAAGCUGUUCCAGCUGGGUUUGAAGAUCGUCAUGCUGGCAACAAGAUGGUUGAGAUAGCAACCAUACUAGCAAGACCAUGACCAGCUUGGUACAGAAAACAGACCAUCAUCAAAUUCCAGAUGGUACUCAGUAGGAGCAGAAGCUGGUUCCAGCUAGAAUCCAUCUUAGGCUGGUAGCUGGAAUUUCCACCAGGAUUAUACAGACAUCAUAUUGCUAACAUCAAGAGAGGAGGUAAAUACAACAUUUUCUUUGGACACUUCCCAAAGCUUUCAGUCAGUACCUUUUUUGAAUGUCUGAGUCAGUCAGGUUUACAUAGCCAUCUUCGCCAGCUUAGAAAUUGGUGGAAGACUAUAAUUACUCAAGGAAUCAUAGCAAUGACAAAGCUAUUGAGUAUCUUGCUCCUUGACAUAAGCCAUUCUGAAAGUCCAUAUGAACAUCCAUUUCCAGGAAAUUUAUGUCACUGUUUUGAGCUUGUAAGCAUACAAAUGCUGCAAAUGUAUUUAUAUAUAUUCGGAAUGACGAGAAAAGGUUAACAAUAAUAGCAGGAUGUGUUUGCCAGUGAUGAUAUUUGCUUACAAAUUUUUGAAGUGAAAUGUAUCUGUUAAAGGAACAUCAAUGAAUUAGAAUAAAUAGUAUUCACUGAAUGUCAACCAAUCUUAAAAAGGCCUUUAAUUUUAUGAGCUGUUUUAUGUGUUUCUAGUUAAAAUGUCACAUUACAGCCUUUAUAUUCUUAAUAAUUAAUUUAUCAUGCACAUAAUAUAUGGAUGUAUAAAAGAGGUUCCACAGCUGCAGAAGAAGCAGUCACAUUUUCAUUCAAAAUGAUUUUUCUCCUUCUUAAUAACCUGCGUAUGUAAUUAGAGGCCAGGGCCACAUCAUCAAGUGUUUAUGGGAUUCAAUUAUCUAAUUAUCCAAUUACAGUACUCUAGGGUGCAUCGAGUCAACGGCAUAGCAUAAUAGGAUGUACACAACGAGCAGUCCUUGGAUGUUUCUUGUGGACAACUAAGACUGAUGCUGUCUUUUGAGAAAUGUGCAUUUGCAGUCUCCUGGUACAUAUGUGCCAAAGCAAAAUGAAAGCAUAUCUAAUUUCCCUGUGUUAUCUUCUGUGACCUUUUCAAUUUAUGUGAGCCAUUUCAGCACUCCAUUACCAUCAGCACCUCAAACUGGACAGAUAAUUGACGGUAUGUUGUAUUAACAUUAUCAUGAAAGCAACAACUAUGAAAUUGCAAAAAAAAAAAAAAAAUUAUAGUACUUGUUGGUUCUGAGAGUUGGUUCUCAUCACAGUGAUUUACACUUAUUUGUUUUAGUCUGAGAUGUACAUUCAUUGACACAAAAAGAGUAUAUAGUGGAUUUGCAUGCUUAUAUGCAUGUUGCUCAAAGUAAUUUUACUAGGGUACAAUCUAGAGUGAUCUAGGGUAUUUUACAAACAUUCACACAACAAACACAGUACACAAACAUGCAGGCACACGAAAAUGUCAAUAUUGUGUUUGAUACAAUUUACACAUGCACGCACGCACACGCACGUGUGCGCACGCACGUUUGCGCACCCACACACACGCACACACACACACAAACACCCACAUUCCUUGUUCAGUUUUUUUUUUUUUUGCAGUACUUGAAUGUGAAUGUCAUGUUUAUGUUUUAAGUACCCAGAGUUUGAAUCACAAUGCUCCAGCCUCUGCAUGUUUGUUAAGUUAAUGAUAUGUCUUUAUAGCAUACCUAUAGGGCACUGUGGAAUUAUAAAAUAUAUAUAUAU